CGGAAAGCUUGGUUUUCGCAGCCGGCGGACAGCAGUGAACCGGACCGUGGCCUUACGCGCACAACCGGCGCGGUCAUGGCCGACUACUGGAAGUCUCAACCAAAGAAAUUCUGUGAUUACUGCAAGUGCUGGAUAGCAGACAAUAGGCCUAGUGUUGAAUUUCAUGAAAGGGGAAAGAAUCACAAGGAAAAUGUGGCCAAGAGGAUCAGUGAGAUUAAACAGAAGAGCUUGGAUAAGGCAAAGGAAGAAGAAAAGGCAUCCAAGGAGUUUGCUGCAAUGGAGGCAGCUGCCCUGAAGGCAUACCAAGAGGAUCUGAAAAGGCUUGGCUUAAAGUCAGACAUUGCAGAGCCAAGUAUAUCACCAGUGGUCAGCACUGUCCAGCCCACUCCCACAUCAAAUCAACAGAAAGAGAAGAAAACAAAGAAGAAAAAGAAAGAAGCUUCAAAGGGUAGAUGGGUAGAAGGCGUCACGGCCGACGGGCACUGUUACUAUUACAAUCUCAUCACAGGAGCAUCUCAGUGGGAGAAGCCGGAAGGAUUUCAAGGGAACUUAAAAAAGACAGCAGCAAAGGCCAUUUGGGUAGAAGGUUUAAGUGAAGACGGUUACACCUAUUAUUACAAUACAGAAACAGGAGAGUCCAAAUGGGAAAAGCCUGACGAUUUCAUUCCACACACUGGUGAUGACCCUUCUGUUAAGGACAAGGAAAAGCCACCUGACUCCCUAGAAGAGUCCAAGUCAUCAGAUUCUCACAGUGAUUCUGACGGUGAGCAGAAGAAAGCAGGAGCGGCCUCUGCAGAAACGAAGAAGCUAGUAAUCAAAUUUAAGGAAAAAAAUAAAGGUAUUGAAAAAAGAACUGACCCGGAAAUACAAAAAGAAAAAAGUACCUCAAAACAGAAUUCAUCAGAUACAAAUGAAGAAAAACCUAAAACUCUUAAGAAACCGACAAACCCUUAUGGGGAAUGGCAAGAGAUUAAACAAGAAGCCGCAUCUCAGGAAGAGGUCGAUUUGGAACUUCCAAGCACUGAAAGCGAUUGUCUGACUACUUCAGAAGCUGCUGCUGGGGAAAUCAAAGUGGUAUUUAAAGAGAAAACAGUCUCUUCUCUGGGAGUUGCAGCAGAUGGAGUGGCCCCUGUCUUUAAAAAGAGAAAACUUGAGAAUGGAAAAUCUCGGAACUUAAGACAGCGAGGCAACGAUGAGUGACUGUAAAGCCUUGGGCAGAGGAGAUGUGCCCUUUCCAAGCGUCUCUGUGUUUUGAGUACCAUAGUGCUGCAGUUCACAUUUAUGCUAAAUGUAUUUUAUGUGAAUCAAAAUAAAUCUUUUUCAUGUGAAAUUUUUUUUGUUCCUUAAAUGGAAGCCUACACAUUGCAUUGUAAUACAGUGUAUUAUGUUCAAUGUCUAAUAUUGCUAAUUAUAUAAUUUAAGAUGCUAUGUAUCUGUUAUUUAAAACAUAGGGAAGACCCUUCCUCUGUUCUCAUAUAAGCAUAUUUAUUCUGCAUUGAAAAUACAUUCUUUCUGUAUAUGGAAAUUAACCUGUUACCUAAGAAGAAUCAGACACAGAAGGGCACAGGCCUGUGACAGUUUGGUUUUGAUGGUCUGUAGAAAAGUAUGCAGAGCAACUUGUCUUACUCAAUCGAAGACCAGAAGCAGGAGCCACUUGGGUACUAAAAUGCAGUGACAGCUGGACCUGGGGUGGAAAUCUGCGCUUGCCUCAGGUCAGCUGUAGCCACACAAUGUCC
Acomys russatus (golden spiny mouse) is the source of this 1736-nucleotide messenger RNA. RefSeq names its product WW domain binding protein 4 (gene Wbp4). The record is from RefSeq and is a predicted model, not a curated record. Gene Ontology annotation, cellular component: nucleus; precatalytic spliceosome. NCBI's taxonomy places the organism in Eukaryota, Metazoa, Chordata, Mammalia, Rodentia, Muridae. The transcript has 10 exons. Gene Ontology annotation, biological process: mRNA splicing, via spliceosome. Gene Ontology annotation, molecular function: RNA binding; zinc ion binding; protein binding. Bases 76 to 1200 code for a protein of 374 amino acids.